AGUCAAAUAAAAGACAUUCACCCACUUGUGUAGUAGUAAAAAAAAAGAGGCAAAGUUGGGUGUGAACGGAGCGUGUUGGAGAUGUUUUGUCACCUCUGAGUUUAAAUGUGCCGCAUGUCAAAGCGCUUUCUCUCCUAAGUCAGGAUAAAACAGCUCAGACUCCUCUGUUUUUCUGCUUACUUUUCUUUUCCUUUUUUUUUUUUUUUAAACUGGAAGUCUGGGUUAAGCUUAUGACUUUUGACACAGUCCGCGAGCGACGCUGCAAAUGGGCGGCAUAGGUGGCAGCCUCUACCUCAGCAUGUUGAAUGGGACUGAAGCGCAAACUCUCGGAAAAAGCCUCGACAUCAGCACCCACCUCCACCGCGGCGGCAAGGAUCUAGCCGAUUUGAAGAUGGGCAUCCAGGACGCCCGAUUCUACUAUUCGGACUCUGUUCAGGGCGGCCAGGACCCUCUGACCCUGCCCUACCACCCGGAGCAGACUGUGGGGGGGUACGGGACUCAGCCGGGCAGGUUUUACGCGCAGACCUUGAGCGGAUGUCCCUACGGCGGCAUGCGCUCUCCGCCGAGGAGCGGCACCGGGCAGGGAUACGUCCCCGCGGCGGGAGAGGGGUUCCCCGCUGGAGGUAAAGAGCCAGUGUACCCCUCCUCUGCAGAAAACUACCCAGCGAGCUUCCAGCACGGCUACCAGCGGCCUCUCUACUCUUUACCUGGGCUGCAGGUGUGCGGGAAGACCCAGGUCCUGCUCAAUAACUACCCGCUGUGGGCCAAGUUUCACAAGUUCCAGACCGAGAUGAUAAUCACCAAGCAGGGCAGGAGGAUGUUUCCCUUCCUGAGCUUCAACAUCAGUGUUCUGGAUCCAUCGGCCCACUAUAAUGUCUAUGUUGACGUGGUUCUGGCCGAUCAGCACCACUGGAGGUACCAGGGAGGAAAAUGGGUCCAAUGUGGGAAAGCAGAGGGUAACAUGCCAGGGAACAGGAUGUACAUGCAUCCCGACUCUCCUAACUCAGGGGCUCAUUGGAUGAGACAAGAGGUGUCGUUCAGCAAACUCAAGCUCACCAACAACAAAGGCAGCAACAACAAUGUGGCACAGAUGAUUGUGCUUCAGUCGUUACACAAGUACCAACCGCGUCUUCACAUUGUGGAGGUGAAGGAGGAUGGCUCAGAGGAUCCCUUCCUGUCCUCAAAAGCUCAGACGUUUGUCUUUUCAGAGACGCAGUUCAUCGCUGUCACUGCUUAUCAGAAUGCAGACAUCACUCAGCUGAAAAUAGACCAUAACCCCUUCGCUAAAGGUUUCCGAGACAAUUACGACACGCUCUACGCUCCUCCCGACUCUGAUCGCCUUACUCCUUCCCCUACAGAAGGCCAGCAGUUGCUACCAGGGACCUGCUACACUCAGGGUUACCUCUCUGAACAGUACAUUAGCCCCCUGCAACAGAGCCGCUUCUAUGGUCGUGAACCCAUCUCCAUGGGCCAGCAGCACAAGGAUCCAUCCUCUAGCCCUGGACCUCACAGUCGCUGGUAUCUCCCCCCACAGCAGAGUGUGCCCCCAAACCGGCUUGACUUCACUUCCUCCUACGAGGGAGACUUUUCUGGAAAUGGUUUCUACAAGCCAUUUCCCCUUCAGACGUCAGCUCACCAUGCUUUCAGCUACUACCCAGAGCAUCCUUUUGCAUCAAGCAGCGUGUCCGUAUCAGCCGGUUCAGCUGGAUGGAGCACAAGCAGGCCCACCCCACAGUAUCCCAGCAAACCCACCCCCAGUCUGAGCUGGUUAAGACCCAUUUCAUCAUCCUCUUCCUCCUCAUCAUCUUCCACACCCCCUGGCACCAGGCUGCACCCCCACUCCCUCCUGGAACCCCUGCAGCCACCUCUGCUGCAGGAAAAGCCAAAAGACUCUGCAGGAGCUGCAGCGGAGGACCCCUGGCUCGAGCCACCCUCCGCCAAAUCAGCAGACUCGGCCGAUUCGGGCCUGUAUGAGGGGAACAAGAAGAGGAGGGUGUCUCCCUACACGUCCAGCACUGAAAACUCCCCACCUCCACGUGCCGGGGAGGUCUGUGAAAAAGACAACAGCAGCGAUCCAGACUACUAUGGUUAUUACACCCACUGAGGGCAUGACAUUCUGUUGCAAACAUUUCCAAACGCCCUCUCACAGCGCCCUGAGUAUGCAGAGGCUGUUAGGGCAUGAUGAAGAGCUAAAACAGUCCAACCAGAACAGUAUAACGUAAACCCUCACAGUGAAGACUUCCACACCACAAAGUUUCAUCUCACAAGUGUCAAAUGAUCACAGGAGAAACUCCGAAGUACAGUGACAAAGCGAAUAAAAGUGGAUGUGACUGGAACUCUGGCCUAAAGUCACAUAAACACCAAACAGACGUAAAAAAGGUGUGACUUCAGUCUUUGGAACAUCUGGAGAUUCUAGAAAAAGAAAUAAACAUCUGCAUAUCUGCCUGCUGACAGAUGCCUGCAGGGAUUGUCUGUUCUUUGUGCAUCAAACACUGUCUGGCUGCUGUGCCAUCUUUCGUCUGCGUCUUUCUUCGCACCCACAACCAUUCAGACCUUUCCUCCCUGUGUGUUCAUGUUCAUUUUCCAGUAAGGUUCUGUGCAGAAACCGGUUAGUUUAAAAAAAAACUUCUGUCAUCUAAAAAUUCAGACUCACAUUAAAAGAUUCAGUUCCUACUUAUGGUGCUAGAGGAGCAUUGCAAGCAGUCGGUGCACAGAUCAGACCAGUUUCUGUGUCCUUAAUGUGGUUGGUAAAUGCAGAAUAAGAUAAGCAGACACCUGGAAGUUAUCUAACGUAUGUCAGUGACCAUUCAUGCACAAUGUUUAUUCACACACCUGAGUUUGAAACAAAGGCAGGAUCAACACCUUGCAAAUUUCUUCAGCAAAGUUUUCUAAUUGUCUCUUUUGGGCCACUAAGGGAUUCUGUUAAGAGCAUCACAAAAUAGUGAGUUGUAUUUUAGUUUAAAAACUAUUUUACAAUAAUUGUUUUUAAUUUUACGAAAAAUCUGAAUGGUGUGGCAUGCUUUUUUCCUCAAAAACUUGCAGAGUGAAAAAAAUAAUUCAUGCAUCUUUUGCAUCUUCUUGAGCAUAUUUAGUUGUAACUAAAUAUGCAUAAGUAGAUGCAAAAGAUGCAUGCAUUUUUUUUUUUUUUUACUUUAGAGCCAACUGAAAUUAUGUCUGUGUUCAGGAUGUGCAUCAAGGGAGUGAAAUCCUUGCCCAUUAUUCUGUGCAAAAGCAUCUUAAUUUUCAAGUCUUGUCUAAAAUCUCUUCAUUAGAUUUAACUCUUAGCCAUUCUUCACUGAAAAGGUGAACCCCUGCCACGCGUCUAAAGUCUUUUGCAGCAUGAUGCCGCCACAAUAGUUUUUCACAGAGGUGGUGGUGUGUUCAGGAUGCCAAGUUUGCAGCUUCACCGAAUGUUUUGCAUGAAGUGAACUUUCAUGCAAAGUGAAAAUUGAUAUGAUUGUGUCCGACCAGUGGACCGUCUCUAGACCAGCAGAUCUUCUUUAGAUCAGUGGAUCUUCAAUUGUGCUGUUCUUCUUACCACAUUGAGGCCAGGUUUGCUGAUUGUUCAACUGAUAGCUCUACUGCAAGUCAUUCACAGCAAUCAAUUGCUUCCUUGCUACUUUUCUGAUUAAUGCUCCUCUUGCACAGCCUGUCUUGGUAGGCUUACACUUGUUCCUCAUUGUUUUUCAGAUGACAGAGUAAGAAUUGCUCUUUAAAACACCAAAAAUUAAGGUAUUGCUUUAAACUUAAUGACUUAAACUUCUUAAUUUAUUUAUCCCAGACCUGUCCGCUGUGUUCCUUUAUGCUUCUUUUGCUGCAUCAGAGUAAAAGAUCAAAGUUGUUGGCUAAAAAGUAAUUCAGAUGUUUUUUAGUUCUUUAAAAACGCAUCCAAAAAGAAGAACUUCACACAGGGUUUCUCGUGCACAAUCCAAAUAUUCUGACCUUAACAGCUAGUAGGUAUGAAAAAGCUCCUGCCAUCAAACAAAUAAAACCCCAGUCAAUAUGAUGCCCUGUAACUACAAAGCAGUACCAUCAAGGGAAGCAGACAAGCUUUAAAAGCACAGAGAGAAGGUAAAACUUCUGCAGAUCAGUAGAUAGCGGGCUGUGGAGGACACCCCCGUACAACUGUAUUAAACUGACGAGGCUCUGUCAGCCUCAGACCACAAUAAACAGGAAGCACAAAGUGACCAGACCGACACUCUGAAUUUCCCCCCUGGUCUCAGGACCCAUCAUGUGGUGACGCUGGUUGACAGAGACCCGGCUCGCAGCGUGGUGACAGAAAUAAAGAGUGAGGCUAAAGUCGGGGCUGAUCAGAGAUCUGCUCCUCACUCCUCACCAGGUGUGCUAACCGCCUCAGACAACACCGGAGGCGACAGGAAGGCAGCUAGUGCCACCUAUCAGGAAACAUCAGGGUUUACUGAGCACGCUCAAAUUAUUACAGAUGUAUAACAUACCUGUAUGUGGGUUACAUUUUAAUGUUACAAUACCAUGUUUACGUUUUCCCUUAAUAUAAGUUUCACAAUAAAUAUUCGAACCCAUUUCUAAUACAGUUGCUCAAAGAGCAAAGGAGGUUACUUCAAUACAGGCUACAUACCCUACAUAAGUAAAUAAACAUUAUUUAAACAAGUUUAACCCAUUUAGUUAUUAAGCAACUGUUUUAGUGUCCAGUUUGAUCAAAAUAGCACAAUUAAAGUUGCUUUUACUAAAAAAAAGCUACAACUCCCUCUUGGUGUGGAAUUAGUCUAAGCUAACUAGCAUUAGCUUUUGCAUUAUUUAUUUGUUGCUGUAGCUGUUUCUAAUUAUGUGAAUGCUAUGUCACCGCAACUUGUUACAAAUAAAGCCAUUUUCUUUUAACAUCGCAUGGAACGGACAAGAUACAAACAUAAUUUAUAAGAAACACCGUUAAGAGUUAUCCUAAUAAAACUGAAGUCACUUAUAGGGACAAAAAGUUACUGUUACUAUUUUUAACUUUGCAAGCACAGACUGUGAAGCUUUUCAAUAGGAUUUUAUACAAUGUAGGCAACAUGAUAUACUGUUUUUAUUAUUUUUGUUAAUAAAAAUCUAAAAAGUAUUACAUGCAUAUGAUUACAGCUGCUUUUACUAGAGCCAUUUUUUCAUGCAGUUACAGCUUCCAGUUUAUGGAAUCGACAGUUUGUAUUUGGUUUUAUUGUACUCAAAGAAAAGCAAUGCAUCCAACUCCUAAAAGGAAAGUUUGAUUCUGAAAUCCAGGGUUUGUUGUUCUGAAUUUUAAAGGAAUCCAUACAGACACAAAGGCAUGAUAAUCUAUUUAACAGUAAAAAGGUGCUGAAAACAGAGCAGAUUUAAGAUAAAAAUGUAUUUUUUUCCUGUUUUACAUUUCUAAAAGAUGUUGUUUUUUUUAUUUGAUAUAUUCAUGCUUGUUGAAUGACUCUUGGGUAAUAUUGAUGUAUUUUUUCAUGUUUUAAGAGCAAUUAAAAGUUUUAAACGAGUUGAAGGUAAGGGUGCUUUUGCAGAAUUAAAGGGAGAAAAGUGUCAAAGGAUCGCUGGCCUGCAGAUAUAUCACUUUAUUUUUUGUUUUCCUAUAGUCUGUGGUAUACAGAUGACAUUUCAAAUCCCACAUUAAACAGCUGCAUGAAAAAUGCUGUAAGAUACCUCAGGAAGGACCUUUGUUAAAUUUUACCCAGUGAACCAAAAUCUCCAGUGUUAACCUGCUUGUCUCUUUAAUGUUCCCAUUGUUUUCUCCUGUGGCACAUUUCCCUCUUAAAAAAAUAGGUCUGCAUUUCUGGAGAUUUUGAUGUAUAAUUUAAACAAAAAUGACAAAAAAGAUAGAGAAUGAGGAAGGGAGGCUGCACAGGUAAAAACAACAAAUGUUCAUCUUUGUGUGUGAUUGGUUUGUGCUGUGUAGGAAGAAGUUAUUGUCCCUUUACUCAUGAAAAGUUGACAGAUUACAACCAGCAUUUAAAUAACAGUGGAGAUUUGUCAAGGAGGAAAAAAACAAAACUUAUUUAUUGAACAUGGCAUAUGUGUAUAUUUGUUUUUUAUUCAUGAAAAUAAAGC
Messenger RNA from Cyprinodon variegatus (sheepshead minnow), 6036 nucleotides. RefSeq names its product T-box 21 (gene tbx21). Gene Ontology annotation, molecular function: RNA polymerase II cis-regulatory region sequence-specific DNA binding; DNA-binding transcription factor activity, RNA polymerase II-specific. NCBI's taxonomy places the organism in Eukaryota, Metazoa, Chordata, Actinopteri, Cyprinodontiformes, Cyprinodontidae. Gene Ontology annotation, biological process: cell fate specification; regulation of transcription by RNA polymerase II; positive regulation of DNA-templated transcription. Gene Ontology annotation, cellular component: nucleus. The record is from RefSeq and is a predicted model, not a curated record. Bases 266 to 2104 code for a protein of 612 amino acids. The transcript has 6 exons.